Molecule: messenger RNA, 1664 nt
Organism: Dermatophagoides pteronyssinus (European house dust mite)
Lineage: Eukaryota; Metazoa; Arthropoda; Arachnida; Sarcoptiformes; Pyroglyphidae
Gene: Nsun5
Product: Nop2/Sun-like domain containing protein 5
Biological process (GO): rRNA base methylation
Cellular component (GO): nucleolus
Molecular function (GO): RNA methyltransferase activity
Source: RefSeq, a predicted model, not a curated record
AUUCUUGGCGCAGCAUGAUCAUCAUUGUUGCACGUUGUCGUUGAAUGGACCAACACACGUGUUCGUACACGAAACGAAAAAAUCUGGAUUUUUACGAAAUAUCAUCAAAAUGGCAACGAAAAAUCGAAAUAAACGACAAUCGAAUUCGAAUCGAACCGAAGAAAAAAAGAAUCCUUUAAAACGACAAAAAUUACAUAAAGCUUAUUAUUCAGCUGCAAAUGUUUUAUGGCAAUUGAAUGAAAAAUCUGGUUCAUUAAAUAGUUUGAUGAAUCGUUUUACCGGCGAUAAAUGUAUCAAAAUGAUCUAUGCAUUAGCCGUUAAAGUGUUAAAAAAUCAUAAUAUAAUCGAACAGAUUCAAACAAAAUUACCCGAUUUCGAUUCGAACGAAAUGAAUUCAUAUUUGAUUGAAAUUCUUAUUGCUGAACUUUUGUUUGGUGAAAAAAGUUUUCUAAAAUAUCGUCGUAAAGAUGAAGUAAAAUAUGUGAUUGAAAAUCGACAAAAAAUUAUUGAUCAAUAUGCAAAAGUGAAAAAUAUUGAGAAUGAAACUUCGAAUGAUCCAUGGAUAAGAUAUAUUCGAAUAAAUUAUCUAAAAAAUUCUAAAACAGAAUUGAUGAAAAAACUUGAACAAAUUGAAUUCAAACAACGAUUAUAUUCGAAAAAUGAUAUUCAAUUUGAUCAAUUUAAAACAAUUGCAUUAUCAUUAGCUAUUGAUGAAUAUCUGGUUGAUUAUCAUUUCGAAGAUGUAUUUGUAUUCAAUGAUGAAUCGACAAAAAAAUUAACCCCAUUAUAUGAAGAUGGGUCGAUUGCAAUGCAAGAUAAGUCAAGUCUUUUGGCAAUUGAAGCAAUGAACCUUGAGGAAAAUAUGAUCAUAAUGGAUGCAUGUGCAGCACCUGGAAUGAAAACAUCGGCAAUUGCAUCACGUUUAAAUAAUUUAUGUACAAUUUAUGCAAAUGAUAAAGAUAAAAAACGUUUUAAUGAUAUGAAAAUAUUAUUAAAACGUAAUGGUGUACGAUUUAAAUCUUCUACAGAAGAUUUUACACAAAUUGAUCCGACAAAAUAUUCAAAUCUUGAUUGUUUAUUACUUGAUCCAUCUUGUUCGGGUAGUGGUAUUAAUCGAAGACUUGAAUAUACUCAUCAGAAUCAUGGUGAUCAAUCAACGGAAGAAAAUUUAAAUAUUAAAAAAAGAUGUGAAAAUUUAGCAAAAUUUCAAUUAGCUAUUCUACAAUCGGCUAUUGCUUUCCAGGCUAAACGUAUUGUUUAUUGUACAUGUUCCAAAUAUCAAAUUGAAAAUGAAGAUGUUAUCGAGAAAUUAUUUGAAAUGAAUUUAGAUCUGAAAAAUCAAUAUGAAAUUAUUGAUCCAAUGCCUGAAUGGCCUUUAAGAGGACAAGGUAAUUAUUCAUUUUCAUUAAAAUGUUUACGUGCCGAUUAUGAAACGACAAUGACAAAUGGAUUUUUUUGUUGUGUUUUACAACGUCUACAGCAACAAUCGAAUUCAGAUCAAUCAAAUGAUGAUGAUAAUAAAGCAGAGAAUAUCGAUAAUAACAAUCAUCACGAUGAUGAUGAUGAUGAAAUGGAAUCAAAGAAACCGAAGAAAAAGCUAAAAAAGAGGAAAUCAAUGGCAAAUGAUUUCAUAAUCACUUAAUGGAUGACGAUUUAUACGAUGU